Molecule: messenger RNA, 3900 nt
Organism: Varroa destructor (honeybee mite)
Lineage: Eukaryota; Metazoa; Arthropoda; Arachnida; Mesostigmata; Varroidae
Gene: PrBP
Product: Prenyl-binding protein
Cellular component (GO): cytoplasm
Source: RefSeq, a predicted model, not a curated record
GGCGAGAAGGAGAUUUAACGUGUUUGUGAGUACAAUAAAUAGAGAAAGAGAAGAACGAUACCGGUCGUUGAUGAGCAACCCUUAGUGCUAGUCUAUCGGGCAGUAAGUUUAGGGCGAGCCAUAGCUAUAGCUGCCCAUGGUGGCUUGCAUUUCUACGUAUUGAAGGAACCUCAUCCCUGCUCCGUUUACAGCUGAAGGUGGCUCGCCUCAUAGCUGUAGUGCCGUUUGUUAUUGGUUCUCCAAUAGACGUUAUAUUUUUGAUGCUGAGCUGCAUUGUAAACUGCUGCUUGGAGCUGACAUUGUUGCAUAUCUUCAACGAAAGACCCAUCGCCUGCUAACCCCAUUGGAUAAAAGUGUCGCGGAUGUAGAUUGUGUAAGCAUAGUGUAACAUCCACAAGUGGUAGAAGACGUUGCUCCGAUCUACAACGGCUACCAGUGGCGACGGUACCGUGCAGUAGAAACGCAGAGAUACUCAACUAAUUAACAAGAGAAAUCGUUACCGAGCGUUUACUAUACAGAGUAGCACACUAGGAAGACAAGUAGAUAAUCAUGGCGUCAGAAAUGAUGGCCAGCGAUACCUGCGUGGACCAGCCUUCAUCGUUAACGAUGUCGGAGUGCGACUCGAUGGCGGACGAUCAGUCGUCACAGACGUGUCCACAGACAGCCCCGGUUCUACCCGGAUCCGGAUUUCGAGUUAAUUGGAUGAACCUUCGAGAUGCUGACACAGGAAAAAUCCUUUGGCAGGGCGUUGAAGACCUCUCAAAAUCCGAUGUCGAGCACGAGGCGCGCGUUCCAAAGAAAAUACUGAAGUGCCGCGCCGUCUCCCGGGAGAUCAAUUUCUCAUCAUCACAACAAUUGGACAAGUUCCGCCUUGAACAGAAGGUAAUGUUUAAGGGUCGCGUUUUGGAAGAGUGGUUUUUCGAAUUCGGCUUCGUCAUUCCGAUGUCUACGAAUACGUGGCAAUCGAUAAUCGAGGCUGCACCAGAGAGUCAAAUGAUGCCAGCAAAUGUUCUUAACGGCAACCUGGUCAUCGAGACCGAAUUUUAUGACGGCGAAAACCUACUCUCAAAAUCAGCGGUUCGACUCUAUUACAUUUGAAUUAGUAGUUAAAUCAACUUACGUUGCUGGUGGUCGACCUCCAGGCAGUCCUGUGAUUCACCCAAGCAACAAACAAUAGUCGGGACGAAGCAGUUAAGCCGACAGGGCGCAGGUCGAAGCACCAGACCGUGUCAGCCAUAUGCGAAAUCAUCGUCUCACCAUAGCCAAUUGCCCAUAUAAAUCAACCGUAUUUCUUAAUCAAUUCAUUUACGUCUCAGACAAAUAUCGGUUAUGUAGAACAACAUAGGCCUAAACACUGGGUACCAGCUGUUCACAUAUAAGUCGACCGCGCAGGAUCCUGUGCAAGAACUGUGCAAGCCAACAACUAUUCAACAGUACCAAUAGCAAUCGUUGAAACAAUAAAAUUGUUUAUAGUAACAAUAAUAAUAUAAAAAGGAACGAGCGGAGCAAACGUUAUCUUACCUGUUUGGGUAAAAACGUCGUACAACGCAGUGAGUGAUCUACAAAUAAGGUUUCUGUAUAGAUACCGUUUUAUAAUUGCGUGAUAUUAGUGUAACCUGUCGUUCCAUUUUAUUGAACAAUUUCCCGCUUCAAGAGAAGUCGAAGAUUCCGUAAGGUUCAUGAGACCCUUAGCCCAUGAUAUUAUUUAAAACAAUUAUGGUACGAUAUAGAAUGAUUGACAACGCCUUACGGGAACGAAAACAAACAAGCAGAAAGACUUGGAUCGUUAGAUUUGACCAUUCAUAUGAAUAAUAUGGAUAUGAAGUUGGAUAUAUCUAUAAUAUAAUUAUUGGUUAUAGUAUUGUUUUGUAUAGGCCUUGAAACACACAAUAUAAUUAUGGUCUCUGGGCUUACCAGCUAAAGAAUCUCAGAGCAAAUUAAUUGUUAGUACUAGGUAGAUAUAAUAAAAGUUUUGCCUAAAAAGAGUAUACUUUCUAGAUAUUUUGCUGUCGAGUCCAGACGUAUUGAUCAUGUAAUGACAUUAGACGAGACGUAGAAUUAACCUAGGCCAAAACAUGUUGUAUCGCCUGACAGGACGGUCAGUCUAGGCCAAGUUACCACCUGAAUUAGUGCUACUAGAAAAACGUUGUGCUUUUGUUUAACUUGCGUCAAUAUUCGGCUAACUGUCAGUUUACCAGAACUAGAUGCCAUGGCAGUAUCAGUUUGCAAUUGAAGCAAGGGAAUUUGAAGUGGGCGGAUGAUAGAAGCACUGUUCAAUGCCGCACACUCGUACUGAAAAAGGCACUGUAAUAAGUAUGCUAUCGUUUUGUACGAAGCAGAUUUACAAGUUUUGUAAUAUUUGCUAGUAUUUAAAACUUCAAACGAGAAGUUAAUUUAUAUAAAUUUAUAAAGUCAAAAUACUGUAUAUCGUGGGGCCUUAUUAGUCUAAUUUGAGAGUAAAUUAUUUAUGUUCGUAUCACAUGACCUAAAGAUGUUCUAAGGCAUCGCCCGCUGUAUGGGUUCUGUAUAACGGCAGAUUAUCGCAGAAUUUAGCAAAGUAGUGCAGAACUAUUCAUUAUAUUUCGUAAGUAUAUUAGAAAGAAAAACAUCUUGUUUCCUUGAUUUCGAAUUUUGUCAAAUUCUAAUUGUAAAAUCGGCUUCUUCUGAGACCUACCAUUAAUAAUGCGUACCCGUAUUGUUUGCGGCUAUUAAAAUCUGUUAUUUUUUAUGUGUUUUACUAUAUAUUUAUAUAUAAUGGUCAGAGUUCUCAUCCGUCUACGGUGCUGAUCAUUGUGUAUCGUAUUGGCACACAUGACUCUGCGGUUAUCUGCAGUACUUCCGUAUCCAGUCCAGCAAUGCACAAUCAAGAAGAUUCAAAUUGAAAAUAGUUGCUGUUUUUGGGACGAUCUAUAGAUUACUGAUGUUGAUUUUGAAUUACUGAGUAAACGAAAGUGGUAGACUGAAGCGAGCGAGAAAUUGUAACGGAUGUCUAUGUAUAAUAUUGAUAGCAAAAGUACGCGUCUUUCUCAUUAAGGAGUGCUCCAAAAUGUUAUGUCGCAUGAGACAGCGACGCGCUUCGUUGGAAAUAAAUCAUAUAUUCAUUUUCUAGGAAGAUUAUAGAAUAAUAAACCCGCCCACUCAAUCGGUAUUACUGCGCUGAUCCUAAUAAGUUGAACGCGUGAGCCGUACAAGAUUUACCCGUGAUGGAGAACGCAUUUGGCAAAAGCAUGAAAAUAUCCGUUUAAAGUACAGUUAGUUGUGAUUGUACUAAGCAACGUAGGGGUGGUGCUUUGGCGAAGAGUUUUACAUUAUUAUGGAAAACAACAUUUGUCCUAGUAAAGGGUAUGUUCGCAUGACGCUCAUUAGAGAAAAGUGCAUCAAGAGGUAAUUAAGACAAUGUCUAACUGUACUUCCCGUCACCGCUUACGACCUGAGCAUCACUCCGAACCUAUUCAAAGGGAACACACAAUAAAUAUUGCAAAAAGAAGCCUAGCAUAGCACGAUAACAAUACUCACUUUAGACUCAUUUCAUAAAUCACCUGUCCGCUUUAGCCGAUGUGCACAACCAGAGCUUCGUGUUAUAAUACUCAUAACAGCAAACACAGUGUUAAUAAUGGUAUUGAUAGAGAGGAAAAUAUGAAUAAAGUAAGUGAUCGUCGAGUCAUAAUAAGAGAAUUUAUCGGAUGCUCUACUUUAUAGAAAUAUUUUGCUUUCUAAACAAUGAUAAAGAAGCUGUGCUUAGAAUAUUGUUCUAAUGUCAAAAGAAUAAAUUGUUGUUUGCAAUACAGCUGGGGCUCACAUUGAUCACAUUUGGGUUAGUUAGAAGAAUUAUAGCGAAGAAAUUGCAGACGCCUGAGUUCACGGUAAAAUGCAGAAACUUCUCUAGAGUUUCAAUCGUGC